Molecule: messenger RNA, 2217 nt
Organism: Miscanthus lutarioriparius
Lineage: Eukaryota; Viridiplantae; Streptophyta; Magnoliopsida; Poales; Poaceae
Source: the annotation of a GenBank genome assembly
AUGAUGGCGGCGGCGGCGGCCGCGGGGCACGCCCACGCCCACGCCCCGCGCGCGUGGCCUCCUUACCCCCAGCACGCCGCUCUUCUUCUACCUCGCCCGCAUCAUGCUCCGGUUCCUCCUCCUCCUCCUCUUCAUGCCGGCAUCAGGGUCGUCGACACGUGGCGCGGCGCAGGCAGCGUGGCGAGGCGCGACGACGGUGCGCCGUUGCGCGCGGGGCGGCGUGGCUGGUUUGGCGACGGGUGCGACGACCGUGCGGGAGGAGACGGGCGGCGGCGGCGAGCUGCGGAACAAGAGGCCGUUGGCACCGACGACGCCGCGCCAGCGCUCCCCGUCCCCGCCAUCCAAGCGGAGGGCCGUGGCAGCGGCGGCCAGGCGCCUGUUCCCGCCCGGCUGCGGGAGGGACGCGGCGCUGCCGCUCGCCAGCGCCGAUGGUGGCGCUUCGCGGUCCGUAGCUGCGCGAGGCGACGGCGGCUCAGGCGCACCACACAAGUCGGCAAGGUGGACAGCGUCCUUUUCGAAGCGGCGUCGUCACCCAGCGCUGCUGCUGCUUCAGCUGGUGGUUCGAGUUCGAUCAGUGCGCUGGAGAACGCGUCUGCUUCGGACGGUGGCCAUCAUUGUCAAGGGGAGAGGCUAGUGAAAUCAACCGAGGCUUUGGGCACGAACGGUGUGGCUGCCGCCGCCGCCAGUGCUCUCAUGGACGCCGCCGAUUCACAGGGUGUUGCAGGUCCGGGGAGUGGUGAACCGUUGAAGUCCAAGGAUUGUUUGGUGUCAUCCGUGCGUUUGCUACCAAAGCCGACGACGACGGUUUCUGCCAAUCGUCGCUUCCCGCCUGGGUGCCGGAGGUUUGGAGCGCCUCUGCCCGCUGGUGAUGGCACUACGAACCAAGUAGUGUGUCUGCCGUCGCCGGAGGAGGUGGUGCCUACAGAACGAGAUGACAUGGAAUUUGUGGUUCGUCCAGGAUCUCAUGUUUCUUCCAGUGUUACUCCGCAUGAGGCUACAGCCUGUAGACUUGGUGCUGCUGUUCCAACAAUUGGGAACAAAUGGCAUUGCGAGGAGAGGAGGUCAUCAUCAGCUGUACCUGCAAGCGGUGCCAACGUGACAAACAAACCUGGUGGGAGUUCGUGCAAUGUUGCUGCUGCUGAAUCUUUGGCUCAAGGUCUUUCCAAAGAAGGUCAUAGGAGUGACAGUGUUUCUGAUUGUUCUGCACUGAACACCACAUGUUCAGACGAUUUUGCAGCUGCAGUGUCCGGCGAAGGAGCAGUGGUGACAAAGAAGGUCAUGCAUACAGCUCGGAAAUCAGUCAGGCCUCCCAGAUUGAUUCAGAAAUCUCUUCUCCACACUCAGCGUAGGUCCUUCUCCGUGGAAAUCGAAAGGGAAACUGAACUUGGAUGUAGCGUGAACAUGAAUGAUAUUGAGGACACUGGUGGGUUUACCAAAGCUCGAGCUAUUCAGGAUCCCAUGUGUGCAAACAAGUCCCCCUGGACAAAGGGAAACGAGGCUGCCUUCUUCGGUCCCAAGGAGAGGGUGAGCAAGAAGAAGCUAAUGAACAAAAGGAGGGUUACUGUAAAAGGUCCUACCUCUGCGUGUGCGUUGGAUGACAAGGAGGAUUCCAUCUUGGAAGACGAUGAAAUUUUCAAGGCCCUAGCUGCUCAUGAAACAAAGUUUGAAUAUGGGCCCCAAAGCGCAGAUGCUAGGAUCAAAGUCAAGAUAAUCUGCACCAGGUUCGAGUCUAUCUGCAGGGCUAUAGUGCAAGCUGCGGGACAGCGUUCGAUGAAGGUUAGAAGAAUUGACCUCGCAGCAGAUAAACUGAUCAGGAAACUGCCAGGAUUCACCAAGCAGGGGCCAGUCGUUGGAAGCGUUCCUGGAGUCGAAGUCGGCGAUGAGUUUCUGUACAGGGUUCAGCUGGCCCUCGUUGGUCUUCACCGUCCGUUCCAGGGAGGCAUUGACUCCACCAGCCAUGAAAAAACCGGUGUGCGGAUCGCCAUAAGCGUGGUGGCUUCAGGCGGAUAUCCUGACGAACUGUCAUGCUCAGGGGAACUGGUAUAUACAGGGUCCGGUAAGAAGGAUAGUGGAGAUCAGAAGCUUGAGCAUGGGAACCUUGCCCUGAAGAAUUGCAUCAAGAUGAAGACUCCUGUCCGGGUGAUUCAUGGAUUCAAAGAUCAGAACAGAGGAAGGCAGCCAUUCAAGGGCCAGAGAGAUCUCGACGUUCACGUAUGA